AACGAACUGAUGGAUGAAGAUGAGAAGGACAGGGCAAAGAGGGCUUCACGCAACAAAUCUGAAAAGAAGAGGAGAGACCAGUUCAAUGUCCUCAUUAAAGAGCUUUGCACGAUGCUGCAGGGCCACGGCCACCCUCUCAAGAUGGACAAGUCCACAAUACUGCAGAGGACCAUCGACUUCUUACAGAAACAGAAAGAAAUCACAGCACAGACAGAAGCCUGUGAGAUUAGACAAGACUGGAAGCCUUCAUUUCUUAGCAACGAGGAGUUCACCCAGUUGAUGUUAGAGGCACUAGAUGGCUUUCUCAUUGCUCUUACCACUGAUGGGAUUAUUAUUUAUGUAUCUGAUAGUGUCUCGUCUCUGCUUGGACACUUACCGUCAGAUUUGGUGGACCAAAAUAUAUUAAACUUUCUGCCUGAGCGGGAGCAGAGCGAGGUGUACAAGCUUCUUUCUCCACAUGUGCUCAUGACAGAUCCUGUUGCAGCUGAUUUUCUAAACGCGGAAAAACAAAUAGAGUUUUGCUGCCAUUUAGCAAGAGGCAGCUUAGAUCCAAAUGAACCCCUGAUGUAUGAAUAUGUGAAGUUCGUAGUGGAUUUUAAAUAUUUUACUCAUGUGCCUACACCCUCCUGUAAUGGCUUUGAGUCAGCUAUUGCACGAGCUUUCAGGUCAGCCACGGAGGAGCAGAUUUGCCUCGUAGCAACUGUUCGUCUCGUCACACCGCAGUUCUUAAAGGAGCUCUGCAAUGUUGAAGAGCCAUGUGAAGAAUUUACAUCGAGGCAUAGUUUGGAAUGGAAGUUUUUAUUCUUGGACCACAGGGCUCCGCCUAUUAUAGGAUACUUACCCUUUGAGGUUCUGGGAACGUCAGGGUAUGAUUACUACCACGCAGAUGACCUGGAGCUUCUUGCUAGGUGCCAUGAACACUUAAUGCAGUUUGGAAAAGGCAAGUCCUGUUAUUACCGCUUCCUGACCAAAGGCCAGCAGUGGAUAUGGCUGCAGACACACUACUACAUCACCUACCACCAGUGGAAUUCCAAACCUGAGUUCAUCGUUUGCACUCAUCUGGUAGUUAGUUAUGCAGAAGUUCGAGCUGAAAGAAGGCGAGAUCUUGGCCUUGAAGAGUCAUCAAUUGAGCUGGCAUCCUCUUCUCUAAAGAGCCACAGCAGCUACCUGGACGUGGGGCAGUGUGGCAGCAGCCAGGACGCCAGCCGGGAGGGAGUGUCACUGUCAUCCCACAGCUCCCGGCGCUCCUCGCACACCGCCCUCUCCGACUCGGCGUCCACGUCGUCCAUGCGACACACGGACACCAGCACGCCCACCCGGCCCUCAGUGCCGGGGGGACAGGCGGAGAAGGCAGCCCUGCGGCUGGCAUCAGCUGGAAGCGCUCAGGCCAUAGCAACUCCUCAAGCCCAUGGUGAACACCUCCCUCAGCAUCCCGUGGCUCAGCCGGCAGUCCCCUCUCAGCACGCUGUGAUGCCAGUGUACCAUUUCCCGACCCAGCUGGGGAUGAUGCAUCAGCUGAAAGAGCAGCUGGAGGAGAGGACUCGCAUACUGCAAGCUGACAUCAAGACACAGCAGGAAGAGCUCCACGUCAUCAAGGAGCAGCUCCAGCUAGUGCAGGACUCCAACCUGCAGAUGCUGAUGCAGCAGCCGAUCCCGGUUGUCUUUAACAACGUGCAGCACCCGAGCCCCAGGAGGCCACCGCCGCCGCUGGGGACGCCCAGGCAGACCGCAGCCAAGAAGUCACAACAGCAAGGCCUUUUGGGGACAAAGCACUACUGCGGCACCCACCUGCCGUCACCGCGCCAAUUCCUCAGGGACCCCUGUGGCACAGCCGCCCAGGUACAGCAGCAGCACCUAAUGAGAGGAAACCAAGCCCAGCAAAUGUGUCUGCCGGGGCAGACGAGCAUUUCAGUGCCCCUCUACAACAACCCCAUGGUGUUUUCACAAACGCAUCCCAUUACAGUGGCUGCACAGAUGCCGACUGACGGCAGCGAAAGGCAACCGCAGUCUGACUACAGCCAGGACAGGAGCCUCAGGAUGCUGUUGGAUCAGUCUAUCCAAGCCCUGAUGCCCACUGCCAACGGCAGUGACCAGUCUACACAGAGCAGUGCCAGCAGGCAGCAAGGAAAAUUCGUUGCAGAGCAGCAGAUCUUGCCUCCCCCAAUACAGAUGCAACCGAUUACCUGUAGCACCGUCCGACCUCCAGCCCCAUCGCCCAUUUUCUCCCCGUCUCUGAUGAUCCCACACACCAGCUUCACAUCCCACCAGGCAAACACGCCGGUUCAUCUCCACCAGUGGCCACAGCAACAGGUUCAGCAGCACCGUCUCUACCUUCAGAUGCAAGGUCCUGAGCCGGUGCCUGGGGGUCCGACACAGCGCAUUUUCCAGCCCCCCCCCACCCCGCAGCAGAACCCCCUGAGCUAUUUCCUCCACCCGCAGCAGCAGAGCCGACACGCGCAGAGCCAAGCCUGCAACCUGCCGGACCUGCCUGAGAUGCAGCUGCCCUGA
Gavia stellata (red-throated loon) is the source of this 2508-nucleotide messenger RNA. It is a transcript of the gene PASD1, whose product is annotated as PAS domain containing repressor 1. The record is from RefSeq and is a predicted model, not a curated record. The transcript is spliced from 20 exons. Gene Ontology annotation, cellular component: CLOCK-BMAL transcription complex; nucleus; cytoplasm. NCBI's taxonomy places the organism in Eukaryota, Metazoa, Chordata, Aves, Gaviiformes, Gaviidae. Gene Ontology annotation, molecular function: DNA-binding transcription factor activity, RNA polymerase II-specific; protein dimerization activity; RNA polymerase II cis-regulatory region sequence-specific DNA binding. Bases 10 to 2508 code for a protein of 832 amino acids. Gene Ontology annotation, biological process: circadian regulation of gene expression; regulation of transcription by RNA polymerase II.